Messenger RNA from Aspergillus luchuensis, 318 nucleotides. RefSeq lists its product as uncharacterized. The transcript has a single exon. The record is from RefSeq and is a predicted model, not a curated record. Bases 1 to 318 code for a protein of 105 amino acids. NCBI's taxonomy places the organism in Eukaryota, Fungi, Ascomycota, Eurotiomycetes, Eurotiales, Aspergillaceae.
AUGGCCGGCCUCUUACUCCAUCGCCAUUUUCCCAAUUUUUCGCUCUUCUUUUUCUUCCUUCCGGACUCUUUUGUUUCUUCCUACCAUUUUUUCGUCGUUUUCUCGUGGAUUGAAGUUAUUUGCUUUCGCCCCUUCCCCGUCACCCUUCCCAUCUCUGUCUCUCCCUCCGCUACCCCUCCGACCCUUCAGAUCCGUUUCUUUGGUUCACGCAUCUUCCCCUGCGGCUGUUAUCUGAUCGGCCAACCGUCUAUCGCUGUAUCCCUGUGGACUUGCAUCACUCGUUACGGGGAACGUGUCGUGAGUGUGGCGAUCGCAUAA